This is a messenger RNA of Fusarium tjaetaba, 1443 nucleotides long. RefSeq lists its product as uncharacterized. NCBI's taxonomy places the organism in Eukaryota, Fungi, Ascomycota, Sordariomycetes, Hypocreales, Nectriaceae. The record is from RefSeq and is a predicted model, not a curated record. The transcript is spliced from 3 exons. Bases 1 to 1443 code for a protein of 480 amino acids. Gene Ontology annotation, biological process: regulation of DNA-templated transcription; DNA-templated transcription. Gene Ontology annotation, molecular function: DNA-binding transcription factor activity, RNA polymerase II-specific; zinc ion binding; DNA binding. Gene Ontology annotation, cellular component: nucleus.
AUGAAAGCAACAUCUUGUCUUCAAUGCAGAGAGGCCAAGAGGCGGUGUGUAAGGCGGACGAUCGAUUCGCCGUGCAGUAACUGUCAGCGCAAGAACCUAGCCUGCUCCUCGCACGUCACUACAUCUGCAACCAAAGAAACCCAGGAAUCUGACCCAGGGUUGACAGAUGAUUUGGCUAUUGAGUUUGUGGAGUCUUAUCUGAUGCAUCUCGACGGCCGUGCUCAUAGUAUUUUCCACCAGGAAACGCUUCGGAGACAAGUUCGCGGGAAGGAAAUCGGAGAUGCCUUGCUCUAUUCUAUAUGUGCUCUGGGCUCAAAGUUCUCGCCCAAGUCUGAACAUCGCGCCUUGGAAAAGCCGUUGACGCAGGAGGCGAAGAGGCUGGUUCAAGCAGAUCUUGAGAAUGUAUGUAUUGAGAAUGUGCAGACGUGUAUUCUUUUGUCACUUCUUAGCGCUGGGAACUGUCAUACUUCUUCAGAGACACUGUUUCUCCGAAUUGCGAUUGGUAUGGCUGAGGUUCUUCAACUCAACUUUUCGCCCGAUGACCCAAGUAUCGCGAGUGAAACAGCUCUUCGAGUUUGGUGGUCACUUUACAUACUCGAUCGUUGGUGCUCUUCUGGACUUGGAAUACCUCGGCACUUGGAUAACCCUCACUGUCCUGAUUCAUCUCCUCUGCCCAUCGACGAAACGUCCUUCAAACGCCUCGGCCCUUCGUCUUCAGUCAAAAAUCAUAGUCGAACUCCUGGUAUCUUUGCAUAUAUGGUGACUUUGAUCCAACACUUUGGCGAAAUUCAAGGCUUGAACCGCGCUAUGGCCAAGGGAGAUAUGGUCCCAAAGGUCAAAUGUGAUGCUAUAAAACUCAUAGGCCAGAAGCUCGAAUCAUGGAAGGCCACUCUGCCGGGGAAUAUGAAGAUGACGAUACAGAAUAUCUACAGUCACCAGCAGAACGACCUAGGAGGACAUUUCAUCGGUCUUCAUCUAGUAUUCAACCACCUUUCCGCGCUAGUCUACUUCAACUCUCUCGAAACCAAGGAGCAAUCAUACCCAGGACAAGAAGAUCACGUCGCGCUGUGCAAAUCCCACGCUUCGUCUUUCAGCAGUUUAUUACAUACCUCCCGUCAAAUGAGUGGAUGUCGGCAGGACUAUCCGACUGUUGGACACAUGACUACUGUAGCGUCUGCUGUUCUAUUGCACACGCUCUUGUUAGGAGAGCCAGAGGAUAUCCCAAAAGCUCGACAGGAAUUGAACACCAAUUUUGAGGCGCUGACUGAACUUCGACAGUACUGGCCAGCCACAGAAGCUAUGACUGAUGACUUUUCAAAAGCUCUGUCUGCUGUCGACGGAAAGCCACAAGUUGGAUGGAUGGAUGGUCAGGUUCUUACUGGAACAUUCCCUUGGGCUAAUGAAGAGGAAUUUACCCAUCAUUCCUCAAACGCUGGACAUUGA